Rotaria sp. Silwood2 is the source of this 1632-nucleotide messenger RNA. The record is from the annotation of a GenBank genome assembly. Lineage: Eukaryota; Metazoa; Rotifera; Eurotatoria; Philodinida; Philodinidae.
AUGAGUGGAUCUCUUGAUAUAUUACCUAAAGGUUUUAAUUUAACAUUUAUUGAAGAAGAUGAACUUAGUAAAAGUGUUGUUAAUUUUCUUGGACAUCGACGACGUAAUAAAUUUGCUUUUCCAAUACUUAUGUCACUUUAUGCAUUUAUUUUUGCUACGGGACUCACUGGAAAUCUUUGCACAUGUGUUACUAUAUGGAAAAGUCGAGACAUGCAUACACCAACAAAUUUUUAUCUUUUUUCUCUUGCUGUUUCCGAUCUACUAUUAAUUAGUCUUGGUUUGUCUGUUGAAAUGUACAAUAUUUAUGAAUCAUGGCCAUGGAUAUUUGGUGAAGCAUUUUGUGUAUUUCGUACUGUUGUUCUUGAAAUUGUAACAUCGGCAUCAAUUUUAACAGUUUUAUGUUUUACAAUCGAACGGUAUUUAGCUAUUUGUUUUCCAAUUGUAUCUCAAAAAAUACUUGGAAAAUUAAGUCGUGCACUUAAAAUGAUAAUGAUUGUUUGGUUUUUAUCAUUUUUACUUGCUGUACCAUAUACAUUUACUGCUGUUUUUAUUAGUGUAAAAGGUGAAGUUCGAAAUAGAAGUAUUGAAGUUCUUGAUAGUCGUAUAUGUGCAAUUCGUCCUGAAUAUUGGGAACCAAUGUUAUAUUAUAUGGCAGUAACAACAUUUCUUGUUUUUGUUAUACCAAUAUUUGUUAUAACUGUUCUGUAUAUUUUAAUGGGUAUUACUUUGUAUAAAGCAAGUCAUCGUCCAUUAAAUAAUUAUCAUGAAAGAAAACGUGAACAAAUUGUAUUACGUCGUCGUGGUCAACAACAUUUGUGGUUAAGACAAAAUACAGCUUCAUUAAUUAAAUCACGACCAGUAAGAAAUUCAAGACGAGCAGUUUUAAAAAUGUUGGUGGCGGUUGUAAUUGCAUUUUUUAUUUGUUGGGCACCAUUUCAUACGCAACGUAUAACAGCAUUUGUUACACGAUUAUUGGAUAAAGCAAAUAAAAAUAUAACAUCAGAUGCGGCGACAAAAUUUCAAGAAAUACUUUUUUUUGCUUCAGGCAUUUUAUAUUAUCUAUCGGCAACUGUAAAUCCUGUUCUAUACAAUAUAAUGUCAAAACGUUAUCGAAAUAGUUUCAAACGAACAUUAUGUCGUUGGAAAAAUGUAUCAACAAAAACUUCAUUUCGAAAUGGACGUUCUUAUAUAUCUUAUAAUCGAAAUCCGGCACAUUUUCCAAGAUCUCCCUAUACAACAAAUCCUUAUAAUCGAACAAUAUAUAAAACAACAUCAUCUAAUCAUUAUCGUGAUAAUAUCUUUACAUUUUCGAUGUCAAAAUAUAAAUUAAUUAUUGGUUCACGUACAUUUUCUCGUCAAGAUACACAUGGUGAAUGUCGUCGUCGUACAUCAUUUCAUUAUCGUUUAUCAUUAAUAGAAAAAAAAGAACGUGAACAAGAAAAAGAACGAAUGAAAUUACAAUUAAAACAAAGAAAAUUUUCUUUAAGUUUUAUUCAACAACCAGACAAACAUCGAGCAAGAUUUGUUUUUACAACUAAUUUACCACCAUUAACACCACCAAAUUCAUCGAUUAGUGAUUCAAAAAAUUUUACACAAUUACAGGCGAAUUCUCAUACUAAACAUUAUCAAUAG